Messenger RNA from Huiozyma naganishii CBS 8797, 648 nucleotides. It is a transcript of the gene FAR7, whose product is annotated as Far7p. NCBI's taxonomy places the organism in Eukaryota, Fungi, Ascomycota, Saccharomycetes, Saccharomycetales, Saccharomycetaceae. The record is from RefSeq and is a predicted model, not a curated record. The transcript has a single exon. Bases 1 to 648 code for a protein of 215 amino acids.
AUGGAGGAGAAGCAGAGAGUGAAACAGCAAAGCAAUCAGUUCAAUAAUCAAAACCCUCCCCUGGAACAUCUUCAAAGACAGCAGGUGUGCAUGUCCCCUCAAAAUGAGAACUUGCAGUAUAUGUACCACCUAAUAGAAACGUUAAGAAACCAACUGAUUGAGAACAGGGAUCAGAAAAACAGCAUUCUGAAAAGCAUAGGUACCUUGUCAACAAGACUGGAACGAGAUCCAGAAAGGAAAAGAGAGAGCAAUGAGAAAGAUAUAAUCAUUUUCAAGGAGUUUCUGGCCAGGAAUAAAACAGGGCAGGGAAGCCAGCCGAUACCGAAGUGCGAGGAGGAUCGUACCAAGUAUCUGGCUUUGCAGAAUAAACAUUUACGAGAGCUACUAGGGAAGAAGACUUUGGAAACGGAAGCUUCUCUGCAACUACUGAACCAUCAUGAAAGCAUGUUUGCUGAGGUUGUCAAGCAUCUUCGUGAAGAUAUUGCAAACUUUCAUUCAAUGGUGCGAUUGCAAGUAAAAAGUGGGAUAGGGAAUAAACUUUUACCCUUAGAGGAUGAGGAAUUCAAGAUUUAUUUAGAGAAUACUGAAGACUUACAAAAACUCUUUGAGCUUUCAAAACUUUACCGAGCUCUUCUGAAACUACUUUAG